Molecule: messenger RNA, 1008 nt
Organism: Aureobasidium musti
Lineage: Eukaryota; Fungi; Ascomycota; Dothideomycetes; Dothideales; Saccotheciaceae
Source: the annotation of a GenBank genome assembly
AUUGAACCCGUCACAUUCCGCCACUACUCUUCCAAAAUGCCUUCUGCUCCUACUGUUAAGCUCAACAGCGGCCACGAGCACAGANUGCCUCUCGUUGGUUUCGGUCUCUGGAAGGUCGACAACGACACUUGCGCUGACACUGUCUACAACGCCAUCAAGGUUGGCUACAGACUCUUUGACGGUGCCUGCGACUACGGCAACGAGAAGGAGGUUGGCCAGGGUGUCGCCCGUGCCAUCAAGGACGGACUUGUCAAGCGUGAGGAGCUCUUCCUUGUUUCCAAGCUCUGGAACUCUUUCCACGACGCCGACAAGGUCAAGCCCAUUGCCAAGAAGCAACUCGCAGACUUGGGCAUUGACUACUUCGACCUGUACAUCAUCCACUUCCCCGUCGCUCUGAAGUAUGUCGACCCCAGUGUUCGCUACCCUCCCGGCUGGUCCGACGAGAACGACAAGAUCUCCUUCUCCAAGACUCCUCUCUCCGAGACCUACAAGGCUAUGGAGGAGUUGGUCGAUGAGGGCCUUGCCAAGAGCAUUGGUGUUUCCAACUACAACGGUGCCCUCAUGCUCGACGUCCUCCGCUACGCCAGAAUCACCCCCGCCACUCUCCAGAUUGAGCACCACCCUUACCUCACCCAGGAGGGUCUCGUCAAGCUUUGCCAGGAGAACAACAUUCACGUCACUGCCUACUCAUCCUUCGGUCCCGCUUCCUUCGUCGAGUUGAAGAUGCAGAGAGCACACGACACCNCUCUCCUCUUCGACAACGAGGUUGUCAAGAAGAUUGCCGACAAGCACAACAAGUCUGCUGGUCAGGUCUUGUUGAGAUGGGCCACUCAGCGUGGUGUUGCAGUCAUCCCCAAGUCCAACAACAAGGACCGUCUUGCACAGAACCUCGACGUCUGCAGCUUCGACCUUGCUGAGGAUGAGAUCAAGGCCAUCAGCGAGCUUGACAGAGGUCUCCGCUUCAACGACCCUGUCAACUACGGCCUCAACAUCCCCAUCUUCGCCUAA